UCUUUAUGACGUGUUACGCACGAGAGAGUGGGCGGGGCGGCGUAAACGUCGUGACGCGGGAAUUUUCAAACGCACAAACAAGACCAGAGAAUUCUACUGUUCGGCGUUCGGUUUUUACAUUAGAACGUUGCCAUUAUAACACUGACUGAACGCUUACUAGUUUAAUUUGUCGGCUCGUUGAUAGAAAGUUGGGUAGAUAGAUGGUUGCGCACUAUGGGCGUACACUAGCGCGUAAUGUUGGGUUAUACUUCCUGUUAUUACAAAAUAGCGACCUCCACUCACAUUAUACAUAUCCAGCAUCGUUUAAAAGAGAAUAUUGACGGCUUUUGAUACUUGGCGAUCAGAAAACACACAUGGAUCACUGUAGUGGGAGGCAAGAGGAGAGGAAACCAGCCAGCACGUGUUUUGGUCAGUAUGCAUACACUGCAGAGGAGUAUCAGGCAGUCCAGAAUGCUCUACGGCAGAAACUAGGACCUGAAUAUAUAAGCACCAGACAGGCUGGAGGAGGACAAAAGGUGUGCUAUAUCGAAGGUCACAAAGUUAUAAGUCUGGCCAAUGAAAUGUUUGGGUAUAAUGGAUGGUCACACUCAAUAUCUCAGCAAAAUGUUGACUUUGUGGACCUUAUCAAUGGGAAAUUUUAUGUUGGAGUCAGUGCUUUUGUGAAGGUCCAAUUAAAGGAUGGCUCGUUCCAUGAGGAUGUGGGAUAUGGGGUGAGUGAAGGCCUUAAAUCUAAAGCUCUGUCCUUGGAAAAAGCAAGAAAAGAAGCCGUCACAGAUGGACUGAAACGAGCACUCAAAUGUUUUGGAAAUGCUCUUGGAAAUUGUAUUCUGAAUAAGGAGUAUCUCAUAGCCAUCAAUAAAAUACCAAAGCAGCCACCUCCUCCUUUAGACCCGGACAAAACUAAACGCAGUGAUGGCGAGCCGUCUGUGGAAAAGGCCAGGUUCGACAGCCUGGUCCGUGCCAACAGCAGGGAAUUUAUCAAACCGCCGGAACCAGCCAACAUCCCCUUUGAGCGAACGGGAAGUCGCCCUGUACAAGGAGGGCAUGAGAGCGGCACAGGAUCCAGGACUUCAUUGACAAACAUGGCAGCGCAUUCUGGCAACACGUCAGCUCACCAGGAUUCUGAAAACAGGCCCAGCAACACCUCAAGGUCAGCAGCUGACAUGGCUGACCUGUCCUCGUCUGAUCCUCCACUGGACUCCAAGCAGCAGAGGAAGCUGAGACAGCAGCAGCUGCAGCAAAAGUUCAGACAGGAAAUGGAGGCAAAGAAGUUGCUACAGGAGCAGAAAACCCAGCCGUCAAAUGCUUGCACAGAGCCGGCGUUGCAGUCUAAGCAAGCCUUUGCCUGCAGGAGUGUCAGGUGUGUAGCGUUGUCCAUCGGUGGGUUUAUCGUUUUAGGACAGGCUGUAUGUCCUGUUAACCACAGUACACCAAAUGGACACCUGGUGACAACUAAACAGGAGGAGUAUCUGGCUGAUGACCCGGAAUUAUGGGACUUCACUCUGGAUGGCAUCGAUAUGCUCGACGAUCCCACAGCACCUCCUCGUCCCACCACGCCGAGCCAGCACAAGAUGACGACACGCAGCAAGACCCCACAGAGAGCCCAAUACCUGAGACCACCAGCUCAACCUCAGGGGCAUGUUGUUCCUCAAGGCCAGGGAGGAUAUGACCAAUUCAGAUCCUCUGAGAUAGGAACUACAGCAGGAGCAGACCUGUGGUAAUGAUGUUGUAAUUGUUAAUGAAGGUGGACAACAGAGCCCAUACAGACACGGCCAGAUGAUGAAGAAACGAAGAUUGGAGACGCAAUGAACUAUUUAAGAAAAUCUUUUGUUUUUAUCUAAUUUGUUUUUUUACUAACUUGUGAAUAUGAAGAACUAAAAUGUUUGUCACGUGGUCUGUUUUUGACUGAUAAACCUAAUUUGUAAUAUAUUUUAUGUUUUGAGAAUAAAAAUCUGUGGAAAGGA
Messenger RNA from Ctenopharyngodon idella (grass carp), 1964 nucleotides. RefSeq names its product RAD52 homolog, DNA repair protein (gene rad52). The transcript has 11 exons. The record is from RefSeq and is a predicted model, not a curated record. Gene Ontology annotation, biological process: double-strand break repair via homologous recombination; double-strand break repair via single-strand annealing; mitotic recombination. NCBI's taxonomy places the organism in Eukaryota, Metazoa, Chordata, Actinopteri, Cypriniformes, Xenocyprididae. Gene Ontology annotation, cellular component: nucleus. The coding region runs from base 354 to 1721 and encodes 455 amino acids.